Centruroides sculpturatus (bark scorpion) is the source of this 552-nucleotide messenger RNA. RefSeq names its product mediator of RNA polymerase II transcription subunit 21-like (gene MED21). NCBI's taxonomy places the organism in Eukaryota, Metazoa, Arthropoda, Arachnida, Scorpiones, Buthidae. Gene Ontology annotation, molecular function: transcription coregulator activity. Bases 53 to 478 code for a protein of 141 amino acids. The record is from RefSeq and is a predicted model, not a curated record. The transcript has 4 exons. Gene Ontology annotation, cellular component: mediator complex. Gene Ontology annotation, biological process: regulation of transcription by RNA polymerase II.
UGUUGGAACUUGGCAACAGUGCAUUGAGUGAGCUGACGUCAGUUAAAAUAAAAUGGCGGAUCGGUUGACUCAGUUACAAGAUGCGGUGAAUGCGCAAGCAGAAAAUUUUUGUAAUAGUAUUGGGGUACUUCAACAAUUUGCUGCACCAAGUAGUUUUCCAGAAUUUGAAAAGUCACCACCAAAAUCUCAGCAACAGCAACAACAACAAGAAGAUUAUGCUCAUCUAUUUGCUACAUUAAUUGCAAGAACAGCUAAAGAUAUAGAUGUUUUGAUUGAUUCUUUGCCUAGUGAAGAUUCCUCACCAGAAUUACAGGCUGCCAGUCUUCGUCGAUUAGAACAAGAAAAUCAAGAUGCAGCAAGACGAUUAGAAGAAGUUGUAAGGAGAGGAGAUGUAUUAUUAGAUCAAAUUCAGCAGGCUCUUCAUGACAUUGCUCAGUCUCAAUUAGAAAUACAGAGAGUAGAGGAUUCUGUAUCCUAGAUUUCUAAUUUAGAAAUCGAUAAUCAAAAUAAAAUGACAUAUUUGUUAUAAUGUUUUGAUGAAUAAUGUAAAUA